UGUUUUGUUACCAGUCAGUGGUCGUGUAUGGUAGGCUAGCAGCUCGACCUGUUAGUCCUCGGCUCACAUCGCAGUGGUCGGGCGUUCCUUCUCAUGUUUACUCCGCCUGUUAGUUCAACUUUAUUUCAUUAAAACGUCCAGAACCGUCGCCCGUAUAUGGACACACGGGUAGCAGACCUCUUCGGAACAUGUUCCGGGUGUAAAUCGACUAUACAGGGCGUGGGCUCUUGUUUAAAUUACGGAAUUAUGGCUUCCAAAAAGGUUUGUAAGAGUGGAAAGAAAACAAAGAGUCGGUCUACGCGGCAGUUUAAACCCAGCAACAAUCCACCAUACCUACCUCCAGAGGCUGAAGAGGGAAACAUAGAAUACAAGUUGAAGCUGGUGAACCCCACGCAGUACCGCUUUGAGCACCUGGCGACGCAGAUGAAGUGGCGUCUGCAGGAAGGCAAAGGGGAGGCGGUGUACCAGAUCGGGGUGGAGGACAACGGGAUGGCGGUGGGCCUGCCGGAGGAAGACAUGAGGGCCUCGCUCAAAACACUGCACAGGAUGGCCGAGAAGGUAGGGGCUGACAUCACCGUCCUCACAGAGCGAGAGGUGGACUACGACUCUGACGUACCUCACAAAAUCGCAGAAGUCCUAAUUAGGAAAGUUCCCGACGACCAACAGUUUUUGGACCUCCGGGUAGCAGUGCUUGGAAACGUUGAUUCUGGCAAAUCAACACUGCUGGGCGUGCUAACGCAAGGGGAGCUGGACAACGGACGGGGGAGAGCACGGCUAAACCUCUUCAGACAUCUUCACGAGAUCCAGACAGGGCGAACGUCCAGCAUCAGCUUCGAGAUCCUGGGCUUCAAUAGCAAAGGAGAGGUGGUGAAUUACAGUGAGUCGCGGACCGCUGAGGAGAUAUGCGAGAGUGCCUCCAAGAUGAUCACCUUCAUCGACCUGGCCGGUCAUCACAAGUACUUGAAGACCACCAUCUUUGGCCUCACCAGCUACUGUCCAGACUUCGCAAUGCUGGUGGUCGGCGCAAACACAGGCAUUGCGGGCACGACGCGUGAGCACCUGGGUCUGGCGAUGGCCCUGAAGGUGCCGAUCUUCAUCGUGGUGAGCAAGGUGGACCUGUGCACGCGGGCCACCGUGGAGCGCACCCUGCGGCAGCUGGAGCGCGUCCUCAAGCAGCCGGGAUGCAACAAGGUGCCCAUGCAGGUCUGCAACGCCGACGACGCCGUCUCCGCAGCGCAGCAGUUCGCACAGUGCCCCAGCAUUACGCCCAUCUUCACCUUGUCCAGCGUGUCCGGUGAGAACCUGGACCUGCUGAAGGUGUUCUGCAAUAUCCUUCCCCCACUCAGCAACAGCAAAGAGCAGGAGGAACUCAUGCAGCAGCUGACCGAGUUUCAGGUGGAUGAGAUCUACACAGUUCCUGAUGUGGGAACCGUCGUUGGAGGAACUCUUUACAGUGGUAUCUGUCGCGAGGGCGAGCAGCUGGUUGUGGGUCCGACGCAGGAGGGAGAGUUCAAGAGGCUGACGGUCUGCAGCAUCCAGAGGAACCGUCUGGCGUGCCGAGUACUGCGCGCUGGACAGGCCGCCACCCUGGCACUGGGGGACUUCGACCGCUCCAUACUUCGAAAGGGCAUGGUGAUGGUGAGCCCGGAGAUGAACCCCACCAUCUGCUGGCUGUUCGAGGCGGAGAUCGUGCUGCUGUUCCACGCCAAGACCUUCCACAGGGGCUUCCAGGUGACCGUCCACGUGGGCAACGUCAGACAGACGGCCACAGUGGAGGCCCUGCAAGGGAAGGAGGAGCUCCGCACCGGCGAGAAGGCGGUGGUACAGUUCAAAUUCAUCAAGCACCCAGAAUACCUGAAGGUGGGGGCGAAGCUGCUGUUCAGAGAGGGAGUCACCAAAGGCAUCGGCCAGGUCACCAGACUGCACCCAGUGAAGGCCUAACAUCCUCCACCAGGUCGCCAGACUGCACCCAGUGAAGGCCUACUGUAACUUCCUCGGCUGAAGAUACUAUGGAGGGAGGGCUAGCCAGUGACACGCUUGUUCGUAGCACAUGCUGCAGAAUGUUCCUUUUUUCCCUCUUUAUUUUCUUCUCUCUCGUCACUUUGGCACAGAAAAGAAAAAAAACGGACUGGUACCGUUUUUUUUUUUUUAUGCUUCCCAGUUCCCACAUCACUCUUAAAAUACCUCGGCAGUGUCUUCUUGCCAGCUAUAUUAUUUCAAGAUCAGUUCGUUUUGAGGUACUCUUUUUAUAUACUUGGUGCUGACAAAGUUGUACUGUUCGUUCACUGUUAAAGAAUGCCAUCCCCACCGCAGUGGACUUGAGGUUACUUACAGACAUGAAUGGCUGACUUAGUUGGUGCACAACGAUCACUGCCAGAAAUGGAAGUGAUUAUUACACGACAGGGCUCUAAAUGAACACCAGCCAACCGGCCAAAUGCUGGUGAGAUUUCAGUUUCAGGCUUGUAGAAAAGACCAACUUACUAGCUACUUAGAAGACCCAUUAGUUAGUGUGUGUUUGUCUAGUAAGAUUAAAAGCUAGCAGCCAUUUUGGCUGGUGGUGAAAAAAAAGUUAAUUUAGGGCCCUGUUACACGCACAUGUUGACUUAAGACCAGUGCGCACUCACAGGCAGAGUAACCGUGAGCCUCUCGUAAGAGACGACAACUGCACUACUGCACAAACAUGAAUAAGGACACCUCAGAAUUUAACAGGAAAACCAAAAGCAAGAGUGACGACACACUUGGAUGUGGAAACCAGUCUUGUCGUACAGCAGACCUGUUAAAGUGAUGUCAUCACAACACGACGCCUGGUUCUUAUGCCAAAAAUCACUUUAAGCUUUAACAUGGCCUUUUUGUUCCAUAAUCAAUACUUCUAAACUCUAUAGGUCACUGAUUAUUCUGGGAUGUUUUUGCUUGACACGUUCUAUCUGCUUUCUCCUCGUUGCCUGAUUAAAGGUUGAUAAUGACUUUUGCUAACCCCGACUAGUCCCGUGCAGGUGAGAGUGCUAAUCUUGGACUCAGGUUAAGUGAUAAGCCUGGGACGACGUUUAUAGCACCGCAUACAUGUCUUGUUGCAGACAUGUAUAUGGCAGCUGCUGGCCUGUUUGUAAGGUCAAGUUUAGAGAGUGGAAGAAAAAUCGCGACAUGGCAAAGUGAUAAACCUGAGUUAGUUCACCUGCAGGAAGUGGUAAAGCUGCAAUAGACGGCCUGCAGGAGUCAUUUCAUUAACAAACUCCAGGCUCUUUUAUUAGGUGAUUUACCACUACCUGCAGGUGAACUUAACCUGGUUCACUACUAAACCACACUCUUGGAAUACCCUUGAGCUACAGCAAAGUUAGGCAUACAAUGUUGUUACAGCAGUUUGUAAACCAGCCUGCCUUUUUUUAGAAUCACACUUCACUGCCCAAAACAUGUUCUGACAAUCCAGUGUGUUGAUUUUAACGAGGCACCUGUGGUCUUUGGUGGGCGUAGGCUUGACUUGUACACCGAUCUCUGUAGAGACUUGCAAUAGGAACAACGCAGUAGGGUAAGACCAUUGGGAAUACACAUUACACCCACAGUUGCGUCCUCAAAAUGAGGCUUUUGCACACCUCUGUAGUGGGACAGUUGUGUAGGAUAUUAAUCCCUGUGGGGUUGUUGUUCAAGGGUACAGAAAUCCCGCACACUGUCCAUUCCACCAACAAAAUUGAAUUAACUUAUAUUAAAAUUUGUUAGUGGAAUGGACAGUGUGCAGGGUUUCUCUUUACAUUUGAAUGGCAGCCCUCAGUUGCGUCCGAACUCAGUGGUGUAGUCUACUUUUUUGAAGUGGGUAUACUGUCUAUUCAAGUAUUUUUUGAAGUGGGUAUACUGUAUAUAUUUAUGCUAUUCUAAAUAAUGGAUCAAUUCAUUUUAAGUGGGUAUACUGAAGCCCCUAAAAUGUUGAAGUGGGUAUACUCCGUAUACCUGCGUUCUAUGUAGACUACACCACUGUCCACACUGCCAUAGUAUUCCAAUGGUGGCUCCUUGCUGAGUCUGGGCUUUAUCCAGAGUUCAUGGUCACACCUUUAUUUAGGAGCGGUGCCUUAUGAAUGAAUAUCUGUAGUGUAUGUCACUUUACUUGCCUUCACUAAAGUGCUUUUUUUUCUUUCUCAGGAUUUUAUAGUUCAACAAAUAUAGCCUUACACACUUAAGUUUUAGUCAUAGACGGUUAUCAGUGUAUGGAAUGUUUUAUCAGGUUUCUUCUAUAAAUAGUUUGACAAAAUAAAGAGUACAAUAUAUCUGUAAAAAUGCACUGCUUUUAAGUUGACCAUAUAUUACAUGCAUAUUAUAGCCAUUCAUGUUCUGCGUCGUGUUUUUUUCCCCUGCAUCUUGCUGUUCUGUUUCUGAUCAAUGUUUGCGUUGAGGCAUUUUCACAUUGACAUAUUUGUAUUUAUGUGGCUGUUUUAGGAAUAGUAUGAUUGUGAAUAGUAUGAUUAUGAAGUACUGCAGUACUCCACUGAAAACAAAUGGACUGUUCAUGCAUGUUGAGAUUUUAUUUUGAAGUACAAAUGGAUUGUUUGUAGUUUGAUGAUGUUCAACAGUCACCAGCCUUUUCUACAAUGUUAUCAGAAAUGAUCUUCUGGUCAAAUAGCCUAACAUCAGUGUCUGUGUGAUGGUAUGUUUCAGUUCAAACUUUGAUGAGGUCAGGUGAAAAAAAUCGUACUGCCUUUGACACCUUUGUAUACCUUUGUAGUACAUUUUAAAUCACACGUCUGGACUGUCAUGGUCCUUUGACCAGUUUGUCACUUUGAGCAGUUUAAAAGUUAUUUUUUUUCUCUCUUUUUCAACCGUGUAUAUUUUUAAUAUUAUGUAGUUAAUACACCUCUGUAAAAUACCUGUAUGUACAUUAUACCAAAAUAAAAUGAAUGAAUGUG
Engraulis encrasicolus (European anchovy) is the source of this 4889-nucleotide messenger RNA. Its product is annotated as GTP-binding protein 2-like. Gene Ontology annotation, biological process: translational elongation. The record is from RefSeq and is a predicted model, not a curated record. Gene Ontology annotation, molecular function: GTP binding; translation elongation factor activity; GTPase activity. The coding region runs from base 157 to 1941 and encodes 594 amino acids. The transcript has 12 exons. Lineage: Eukaryota; Metazoa; Chordata; Actinopteri; Clupeiformes; Engraulidae.